Messenger RNA from Saccostrea cuccullata (small rock oyster), 619 nucleotides. RefSeq names its product keratin-3, type I cytoskeletal 51 kDa-like. The record is from RefSeq and is a predicted model, not a curated record. NCBI's taxonomy places the organism in Eukaryota, Metazoa, Mollusca, Bivalvia, Ostreida, Ostreidae. The coding region runs from base 1 to 558 and encodes 185 amino acids. The transcript has 2 exons.
AUGCUCAGAAUAAUCUCCCUUGCUUGUAUUGUUGCCUAUGUCGUUGGGGACGGCAAUUCAUUCCAGUAUAAUAAUGUCCCCGGAUACAAUGACAUAGGAUUCGGUGUGCAGAACUCUUAUGGACCCUAUGCCUUACAGAACAACUAUGAUAACGGUUUUAAUGGCGGUCUCAGCGGAAAUUACGUACCUCAUUACUUCGGUUUCAAUUACGACUUUGGGGGUUCCGCUGUAGCUGGUGCUGCUGCUUCCUCUGACGAUUUUGGAAGUUCUGCUGCAUCUUCUGCUUUAGCUGCCGGUCUGGGUAGCGCAGCCGCCGGUGCUGCUGCUUCUACUGGCGCCGCCGCAUCUGCUGCCUCUGCUGUAGGAUCUGGAAUGUUCGGAAACUACCAAUACUAUGCUCCUUACACUCCUUCUUAUCCAUCAUACUUGUACCUCCCAAAUACUUACGGCAAUAGAUUUGGACCCGGAUACGGAAGUUUUGUUGGUGGAUCAAAUUCAUACAAAAGGCCUAUCAGAGGUUUUCCUAGAUUCCAUAAAAGGGAAAGAUCGGUUUACUAAACAGAGGGACACACGAUAAAAACCAGUAGUUUUAUAAGUAUUAAAUAAAACAAAAGAAAAA